UCUUUUAAAUGAAAAAAACAAAACUUAAACACAUCAAUCAUUUAAAUGAAAAAACAAAACUUAAACACAUCAAUCAUUUAAAUCCAAAGGAAGUACAAUGAAUGUAGUCAAAAAAGAAAAAAUCGAACCGGGGUUAAACUAAACCAGGCCAGACCGACUUUAAACCGAAAUAAAGAAAUGAGCACACGUAACAUGAGGCACAAGUAAGCACAUGCUUGCUUCACAACAACCAGCUGUUCACAUAUUAAACAACACAAGAGUCGCAAGCGGCGAACUAAACUACAAGUGUACUAAGACUACCCUCCCUUGUAUAAAACCCUCCCAACACAUACGCUCCCAAUGAAUGAAUUCAAUUCUCAAUCUUACCGACAAAAGCAUGGACCGUUCCACUUUCAUCUUAUCUAUAUUACUCACACUCACCGCUACGACAACGACCUUCUUCUCUCCGGUUUACGCCGGAACUUUCGACAUGGAGUUUGAUAUCACUUGGGGUGAUGGUCGUGGGAAAGUCCUCAACAACGGAGAGCUUCUCACUCUUUCUCUCGAUAGAGCCUCUGGCUCUGGAUUUCAAUCCAAGAAAGAGUAUUUGUUCGGAAAAAUUGAUAUGCAACUCAAACUCGUUCCUGGAAACUCUGCAGGAACCGUCACUGCCUACUACCUGAAGUCGAAAGGUGAUACGUGGGACGAGAUUGAUUUUGAGUUUCUUGGUAAUCUAACUGGUGAUCCAUAUGUGAUGCAUACGAAUGUGUAUAAUCAAGGAAAAGGUGAUAGGGAACAACAGUUCAAUCUCUGGUUCGAUCCAACGGCUGAUUUCCACACUUACUCUGUUCUAUGGAACCCUCAUCACAUCGUUUUCUUGGUUGAUGGAAUUGCGAUAAGACAAUUCAAGAACCUAGAACAUAGGGGGAUUCAGUAUCCGAAGCUGCAGCCAAUGAGGCUCUACUCGAGUCUAUGGAACGCAGACCAGUGGGCUACAAGGGGAGGUCUCGUUAAGACAGACUGGUCCAACGCGCCAUUCACCGCUUCUUAUAGGAACUUUAGAGCGGACGCAUGUGUCUCUUUCGCUGGAAAAUCAUCUUGUCCAGCCAGUUCGCCAAGAUGGUUCACUCAGAAGCUUGAUCUAACGGCGGAAGAUAAGAUGAGAGUGGUGCAGAGUAAGUUCAUGGUUUAUAACUAUUGUACGGAUACCAAGAGGUUUCCUCAAGGAGUUCCGAAGGAGUGUAAUAUUCACUAGCGAGGGAACUUGUGUAGUUAAUUAAGCUUUGGUCCGAAACUCCAAAGCCAGUAAGUAUAUAGGUUCGUUAAAAUUAUGUAUGUAAUGUUGGUGUGUAUUUGGGGUAUAUGUCAAACAAACUCCUCUGUUUCUAUGUACAUACUCAUAAUAAAAUGGGUAUGAAUUAUGAUAAAAUAAUAUAUGCAUCAUAUCGGCUUUAUAGCACAGCGACAGCAUUAUCAAAA
Brassica rapa (field mustard) is the source of this 1458-nucleotide messenger RNA. Its product is annotated as probable xyloglucan endotransglucosylase/hydrolase protein 25. Gene Ontology annotation, biological process: xyloglucan metabolic process; cell wall biogenesis. The record is from RefSeq and is a predicted model, not a curated record. Gene Ontology annotation, cellular component: apoplast; cell wall. Gene Ontology annotation, molecular function: xyloglucan:xyloglucosyl transferase activity; hydrolase activity, hydrolyzing O-glycosyl compounds. Lineage: Eukaryota; Viridiplantae; Streptophyta; Magnoliopsida; Brassicales; Brassicaceae.